Oryzias melastigma (Indian medaka) is the source of this 3749-nucleotide messenger RNA. It is a transcript of the gene gjc1, whose product is annotated as gap junction protein gamma 1. The transcript is spliced from 2 exons. Gene Ontology annotation, cellular component: connexin complex. The record is from RefSeq and is a predicted model, not a curated record. Bases 890 to 2341 code for a protein of 483 amino acids. Gene Ontology annotation, biological process: cell communication. NCBI's taxonomy places the organism in Eukaryota, Metazoa, Chordata, Actinopteri, Beloniformes, Adrianichthyidae.
UCAAGACUUUUAAAUAAAUCUUUGUGCUUAGAUAUAUAUCAGAUUUGAUUAAUUAUUCCCCUUAAAAUUGACUUGUUAAGGUCACUAAUUGAAAAAUAUUGCUAAAUAUUUUUAAAAGUUUAGCUUUAUUACUGCGUAUUAGAGUUGCAAAGGUUUCUCAGCAUUUCAGGAAUAGUUUUGAUUUUUUCCAGCAUUCCAUGAUACUUAAAUGUUUUUUACUUUAAAGUUCCUUCUCCUUUCAGACGUCUCCUAACUUGAUUGGACUGCAGCUGUUCGGUUAUCUGGACAUGAUUUGGGGAGACGCACACCUGUCUGAGCUCCUAAAGCUGACAGUUCGAGUCAGAGUACAAACCGUCCAUCUCAAGAGAUUGUCUGCAGACGAUCUGCACGGUCAGAGGAGGAAACUGACCAGAGAAUAAAGCCUACAAGAUGAGAUCAUUUGAGUUGAGAUUCUCUGGAUUCUUUUCGGAGUUUUGGAACACCUUGGAAAGACUUUGAGGAGUUGCUCCUCCAUCACUUGUCACCGGCAAUCCUGGAGGUGGUGGAGAUGGCAAAGGUUAGAGUGCAAACAGGAAAUGAUUUGAGCAACUUUUGACAUUUGGACUGAAUGUCAAUCCUGUCCAGAGAGACGAGAGGUUUUUUUUUUUCCCUCCUUCAGCAGACGUGGGUAGAUGAAGUUCUGCCCUUUUCAAAAGCUACAGGGAAGGAGAAACGAACAGGAACUCUGAAUCCACCUAUUAGGAGUUGGAGGAGUGGAGUGACGGCUCCUGUCGGUGCUGUCCUCAGCUCUGAAGGCAUCUGCUCCAGCAGAAUAUGAUCAACUCACAUGGCUGAAAGUCUGUGAGCAGGUGACAGAGGGACACUGUCUGCCCCACUGUCCAGCGACACCAUGAGCUGGAGCUUCCUCACGCGGCUGCUGGAGGAGAUCCACAACCACUCCACCUUCGUGGGGAAGCUGUGGCUCACUGUGCUCAUCGUCUUCCGCAUUGUUCUCACUGCCGUCGGGGGGGAGUCCAUCUACUACGACGAACAGAGCAAGUUUGUCUGCAACUCGGGUCAGCCGGGCUGUGAGAAUGUCUGCUACGACGCCUUCGCUCCCCUGUCUCACGUUCGUUUCUGGGUCUUUCAAAUCAUCCUGGUGGCCAUGCCUUCUCUCAUGUACAUGGGCUACGCCAUCAACAAGAUCGCGCGGUUAGAAGAAGCGAAAGGGGGAACGGCAGCGGUCAGAACUGGAGGUGGAGGCUACACACACAGAAAACCCAGGAAAAUCUGCUUUGGAGCGAAUCAGCACAGAGGCAUCGAGGAGACGGAGGGAGAUCAGGAGGAUGAUCCCAUGAUCUACGAGGUGCCAGAGAUCGAGCCGCCAAAACGGCCACGGGAUCCGCUGCAGCCCACGCCCAGACCCAAAAUACGGCACGAUGGGCGCAAGCGCAUUCGUGACGAAGGGCUGAUGCGGGUCUAUGUGCUGCAGCUGGUGACGCGAACUGUGCUGGAGGCCGGCUUCCUCACAGGUCAAUACCUGCUGUACGGUUUCCGUGUUAAACCCGUGUUCGUGUGCUCGGGGAAGCCUUGCCCGCACAGCGUUGACUGCUUUGUGUCGCGGCCGACGGAGAAAACCAUCUUCCUGCGCAUCAUGUACGGCGUCACCGUCCUUUGCCUCACUCUCAACGUCUGGGAGAUGCUCCACUUAGGCAUCGGCUCGAUUUAUGAUAUUCUUCGGCGGCGACGUUGUCCUCCGCAGGAAGAUGAGUACCAGCUGGGCUUGUUGGGCACAAAUGGUGCCGGGGAGGGCUCCGUUGGUGGGACGGGGCCUGAGGCAGGAUCAGAGGAAGGAGUGGGCGGCGAGGGUGCAGCCGAUUACGUCGGCUACCCCUUCUCGUGGAACACGCCAUCGGCUCCACCGGGCUACAACAUCGUCGUGAAGCCCGAGCAGAUGCCGUACACGGACCUGAGCAACGCCAAGAUGGCGUGCAAGCAGAACAGGGCUAACAUUGCUCAAGAGGAGCAGCAGCAGUUCGGGAGCAACGAGGACAAUUUCCCCACGGGGGGAGAAGCUCGCGUGGCUCUCAACAAGGACAUGAUCCAACAGGCUCACGAACAACUGGAAGCAGCGAUCCAAGCCUACAGUCAGCAGCACCGAGCGGAGGAGCAGCUCGGAGACAACCAAGACGACAAGCCCCAGAGUAACAUUAUCCAGGCUCAACCGCAGCCGCAUUCUCAGCCUCAGAAAGAACGUAAGCAUAGAGUCAAGCAUGCGAAAGGAGGCAGCAGUGGAGGAGGCAGCAGCAGCAACAGCAGCAGCAGCAAAUCAGUGGAGGGGAAACCCUCCGUAUGGAUUUAACCCCAAAACAUAGAAGGAUUGAGGGGCUGGGAUAGCACCACUGUGCCUUAAAGAAUCCUGCAGGCUGGAGAAGAUGUGAAAAAAGGUGUGUGACAACAUGAACAUGUGAUGCAGCAGCUGACAAGCUCUUUGUCUGGGCUAUCACUGUGUAACUUGAAAAAAAUCACACCGAUGAUGUUAGUCUAGAGUCUGUCGUUUACAUGUCUUGUCUGUUGAAGACCUCAAGUAGAUCACUGACAUCCCUCGUCUUUUUGUUCCUCAUUUCCUUUGGAAAUAUAAGGAAGUUUCUAGAAAUUAGAAAUCUGACUUUUCCUCUCCCGUCUUGACAAAUUUAAUACAAACAAAAUAAAAACGUAGAACAGAAUGAAGCAUUUUUGCAAAUAAAGGGGUGAGCUGAAGCAAUGAUUGCAUCACUAAAUUCCGCUAUUGUAAGGGUGUGAAAUGCAGUUUGAUGGCAGCGUGUGACUUUCUGCCUCGCAGAGAGCAUCAUGGUCUUUUGUCAGUUCUGUUUCCUCCACAGCACCUUUACAACCCAAACUGCAUUUUUCCCAUGACACCAGCUGCUACUCAGGAACCGCUGAGUACGGCGGGUGGAUCUCAAAAAAAAAAAUUCCGAGAAACAUUUAUAGGAGCAAAGUUUGUAUACAGUUUUAUUAUUCAGUUCCUCUUUGGCUCUUCUGGGACUUGAGGAAUCAGUGCUCCAUCUGCCUUGCCGUUGACUGCCCCCUGGUGGUUUCUUCAUCGUCCGCGGAGUAGAUGCCAAUACUACCUACAUCCUUAACCAGCUGAACCCUAACUCUUCUUUUUCUACUGACUAUGUCUCGCCUAUGUCUUCCCAAGCUUGGUGUUAGACUCGCACGGUGUCACGCCGCCACCUUGUGAUGGAAGCGGCUCCAUAUCACUCUGCUAUAACAAAGUGAGACCAAACACUGUUUGUGAGAUGCAAGUGUCAGUGCCAAGAUUUUACACCAGGCUGCUAUUGAAGCUUGGGUGUUUGCAGCUUUGGAAUAAUGUGGCCAUCUUACUCCAGCCAUGGAACUAUGCCUACGUGAGACCAACGGUUUUGUAAAAACCUUUUUUUUAUGACGGUGUUGCUUUUUGGAAUGGGAUUUUCAAUGAAAAAAGAAUCUCCAAAAUGGAGUCGGUUUUUACGUUCGAACCAGUGUUUUGUAUAAAAGCACUGUUUUUGAAUUUUUGUAAAGUAAAGUAGAGAUCUUUGAACAAUUGAGUUACCUGUAUGUGUAUUUAUAGUAGUUGUGAUUUGAAUUGCCUUCCAUUUGUUUAAAAAGGGAAUUAUUUUUAUAACGUGUGGGGGGAAAAAGGCCUUCUUUUCCUUGUUUGUUCAAGUAUGUUUGUUCAAUUGAUGUGAGUGCAAGAUUCACCAUAAAGAAGAGUCUGAUUAAAAUCA